This is a messenger RNA of Sinocyclocheilus grahami, 490 nucleotides long. RefSeq names its product translation initiation factor eIF-2B subunit alpha-like. Bases 80 to 346 code for a protein of 88 amino acids. Gene Ontology annotation, biological process: translational initiation. The record is from RefSeq and is a predicted model, not a curated record. Lineage: Eukaryota; Metazoa; Chordata; Actinopteri; Cypriniformes; Cyprinidae. The transcript has 2 exons. Gene Ontology annotation, cellular component: eukaryotic translation initiation factor 2B complex. Gene Ontology annotation, molecular function: translation initiation factor activity; guanyl-nucleotide exchange factor activity.
AAAUAGUGGAGUGUUCCUGUAAAACAAAAUGCAUUUAGCGGUUAUAAUUCCAUUAAUUUCCUAGAUUGGUACCUAUCAGAUGGCCGUGUGCUCCAAGGCACACAACAAACCAUUUUAUGUGGUGGCAGAAAGUUUCAAGUUUGUGCGGCUCUACCCUCUGAACCAGCAAGACGUACCCGACAGAUUCAAGUAUAAAGCAGAUAUCCUGAAGACAGUGAAGGAUCUGAACCAAGAGCACCCCAUGAUCGACUACACCCCUCCAUCCCUCAUCACAUUACUCUUCACGGACCUCGGUGUGCUGACGCCUUCAGCUGUCAGCGACGAGCUCAUCAAUCUCUACUUAUGAUGAUGAUGAUGAUUACUGCUCUUCAUAAAGCAUGUGUAUCAUUGCCCAAGUGUAUGACCACAGAUGCACCUGAGAGAUCCUGUAUUUGGAGAGUAUGCUACAAUCCCGAUGUUAAGAUUAAAUGAUCUGUUUAAAUAUCAGAAU